CCUCCACCACCCACUCUUAGGGAUUUAUGCUCCCACAAAAUCUCCUCCACACUCCUUCUCUGCGCUCCUAAACCCGCCGCCAUCACCAGAAAACGUGCUGCCACUGGAACUAGCGACAACACUGUCGCUACGACUCUUGCUUUUGAUUUCUGAUUUUGGGUUUUUUCUUAUAAAGGUUUUGAACAUCAAUUGGUUUCAGAAGCAACCAAAUGGGAGCGAUUCUCGAACUAUUUUGCUUUAGAAGGGACAAUUCUGCAAUAAAAUCUUUUGAAUUGUAGAUUUCUCAUUAUGAAUGAAACUGUCAUGCGAAACGAAAUAUAGACACUUAGAGGAAGGGCUCGGAGAAAGAAAUUGUUGUCUCCAAAGGGCAUGGAUGUACGCCCAAUAAUGGAGGUUGUCAAAGGUGCUGCUUUUGGUAUAUUACAGUUGUAGAAUUGCUAUCAGAGGAUGAAAAUUCUCUACCUUUGACUUUGCAACCUCCCAAGUUACCCGGAAGAGAAUUUGGCGAAGCCAAGGGGGAUUCUUUAUUUAGUAAUGCAAUUGAUAUUAGGUUGUCGGAUUUCCAAAGAGAAAGAUUGAAGGCAUUGCUUCAACAAAGUGCGAUUGUCCUUACUGCAGAAUCUGAUAAGGAUUGGGAUGAUCCACUUUUUAGUGUAAUUUGAUGAACAUAUUAUCAACUAGGGGAGUACUUGAACAAGAGGCAUGCUUCGAUGCGUUGAUGUCUAUUAUAUUAGACUCAUCAACCGAUCAAAUGCUAACGUUAUUCGAAACGCAAUGUACGUUAGGCUUACUAUAAUUUCUGUCAUGGUCGUGCCAAGGAGUAUGGUUUAUGUGCAAAGUGUUGUUGCUGUGUGAGCCAAACAAUUGGAAGGCUAUCAAGAACGCUUGAGAAAGGGACGGGACGUCUCUACUUCGCACUUUGUGAAUUUUCAAGCACAAAUCCCUUCGCUCUUUGAUUCUAUUUCACUCUCACAGUCUCUCACACAUUGACUCUGAGAUCACUUUAGCUUCUUCAAUCAGAUGGAAGGGGGGGAAAGUAUACUGGAUGCCUUAAACGAAGAGGAUAACUUUGAAUAUGAUGAAGACAUUGAAAUGGUUGAUGUUGAAGAAUGGGAGUUAGUGGAGGAGAAUUUGCGAAAUGAUUUGGGUCAAAGCAAUGCUGGUGAAGUCAAUGUAAAUAAUCAAGAAUCCCAAUGUAAAAAUCACAAGCGGAGGGCGAACAAGAAGAAGAACAAGCGAAAGAGGAGUGGUCCAGAUCCCAAUGUCACGGACAUAAACACAUUUGUGUUAGAUACAUGCAGACGACUUAAAGAGAAGAAAUCAUACAUGGUUUAUACUGCUGUUGGAUGUUUGGGAAUUUAUGCAUUAUGUGACCUCAUCAAGGAGGUGAAGGCAGUCCAGGCUUGUGGUGGUCAGAUGACUGCAGAUGGCAGACGAUUUCGAACAGGCGGUGGCAUAUUAUGGAGCAUCGUCAAAGCGCGAGAACCAAAAGCGUACAAAGAGAUAAUGAAUAAAGCAAAGGAAUUUGAGAAGCAAUUUAAGCUACCAUAUUCGAAGCAAAAUAGCUGA
This is a messenger RNA of Morus notabilis, 1569 nucleotides long. RefSeq lists its product as uncharacterized. Gene Ontology annotation, biological process: snRNA export from nucleus. NCBI's taxonomy places the organism in Eukaryota, Viridiplantae, Streptophyta, Magnoliopsida, Rosales, Moraceae. The coding region runs from base 1021 to 1569 and encodes 182 amino acids. The transcript is spliced from 13 exons. The record is from RefSeq and is a predicted model, not a curated record.